Messenger RNA from Mycotypha africana, 828 nucleotides. RefSeq names its product hepatocellular carcinoma-associated antigen 59-domain-containing protein. The record is from RefSeq and is a predicted model, not a curated record. NCBI's taxonomy places the organism in Eukaryota, Fungi, Mucoromycota, Mucoromycetes, Mucorales, Mycotyphaceae. The transcript is spliced from 5 exons. Gene Ontology annotation, cellular component: spliceosomal complex. Gene Ontology annotation, biological process: mRNA splicing, via spliceosome. The coding region runs from base 1 to 828 and encodes 275 amino acids.
AUGGCGAUCAUAAAAAAGCAAAAACAAUACAGAAAGAAAAAAGUUGAUUCUGACUCUGAUGAACAAGAAGUAGCAGUAGAACAAACAGAAGAAGAAAUAAGUUCCACAAUAGAAGAGUUGGAAGAAUUGAGAAGACUUCGCCGUAAACGCAAAGGCAUAGAUGCUGAGAAACUAUUGAAAGGUGCAGAAAAAAAAUCAAAGAAGAAGAAAGCCGAUGACAGUAGCAAUGGCUGGAACCUGAAAACUGGUGGUUUAGUGCCUUCGGUCGAUCAAUAUAAAGCUAAGGUAGAAGAAGGCGAAGAAGUUAAUAGUACAGCUAAAAAGCUCAAAUUAGACGCUUUUGCCACCGCAACAAACACAUUAGAUGUGGAUAAGCAUAUGAUGGAAUACAUCGAGAACGAAAUGAAAAAAAGAAGAGGUGGCAAUCCUGACCAAGCACAAGAUGAUGAGGAUGAAAAUGAGAAUAAUGAACACAAGGGAUUAGUAGACAUCUAUGAAGAACUAUAUCGUAUCCCGGAUAGAUUGAAAACCGAAAAGAAACCUGAAUCAGAGGGAAAUGUUCAACUAUCAACCCAAAUGCUUACAGCUAUUCCCGAAGUGGAUCUUGGUAUAGAUACUCGAUUAAAAAACAUCGAAGAAACUGAAAAGGCAAAGCGUAAAUUAUUAGAUGAAACAGAAAAAGAAGAAUUACAGGGUCAUCAACCAGAUCGGACACAGGGAAAUUAUGAAAAGCAUAUACCGAAGCAAUUUAAACCAAGAUUAGGUCAUGUACUAAGAGCAACAGAUGAACAAGCAGUAGCUCGAUUUAAAAAGAGGAUGAGGAAAUAA